CUAGGCCACAAACGGAAACGGCGUUACUUAGUAGCCAAUCGAACUGUUAAACCCUCACUCUGCACCCCUGAGCCGUCACUACCACACCUGGGACUACACAGUGAACUCUGAACCGCGGAAAGGCUCGAGCUUUUCAAUAUCAUCGCCGGACAUCUGAUACGUGUGGAAAAAGAACAUCGUGAAACCGAUUUCGUUAGCAAACGAAGACGUUAGGACUGUCUGUUUUCGCUGUUUAUCGUUGAGGGCCUUUUUUUUUUUCUUUAAAUAUAUAUAUAUAUUUUUUCCUUCCAAUGGCUUCGGAGGAUGUGAAGAGCGAAUCAGCGGUGUCGACGAUCGUGAAUUUGGCGGAGGAGGCGAAACUGGCUAGAGAGGGUGUGAGGGCUCCGAGCUAUGCUGUUCUCAGUAUUUGCAAGUCUCUGGUCGCUGGUGGGGUCGCUGGAGGCGUGUCACGCACAGCUGUUGCUCCCUUGGAAAGAUUGAAAAUACUGCUCCAGGUUCAGAAUCCCCAUAACAUAAAAUACAAUGGAACAAUUCAAGGGUUGAAAUAUAUAUGGAGAACUGAGGGUUUUCGUGGGCUGUUCAAAGGAAAUGGUACUAACUGUGCACGUAUUGUUCCAAAUUCUGCAGUCAAGUUCUUCAGCUAUGAACAGGCUUCAAAGGGAAUCUUGCGUCUAUAUCAGCAGAAAACUGGCAAUGAAGAUGCUCAGCUCACUCCUCUCUUGCGGCUUGGGGCUGGGGCAUGUGCUGGAAUAAUUGCCAUGUCUGCAACUUACCCAAUGGACUUGGUACGAGGCAGGUUAACUGUACAGACAGAGAAUUCUCCUUAUCGGUACAGAGGAAUAUUCCAUGCUCUAUCAACUGUACUCCGGGAAGAAGGCCCACGGGCUUUAUAUAAGGGCUGGCUUCCUUCUGUUAUUGGAGUUAUUCCAUAUGUGGGUCUGAACUUUUCCGUGUAUGAAUCUCUAAAGGAUUUUUUAAUUCAAACUAAACCAUUUGGACUGGUUGAAGACAACGAGUUGAGUGUGACAACACGGCUGGCGUGUGGGGCUGCUGCUGGAACUGUUGGACAAACUGUUGCGUAUCCUCUCGAUGUCAUACGUAGACGAAUGCAGAUGGUGGGAUGGAAUAAUGCUGCUUCUGUUGUUACUGGUGAUGGAAGGAACAAGGCCCCACUCGAAUAUACUGGUAUGAUUGAUGCAUUCAGGAGAACCGUUCGACAUGAGGGCUUUGGGGCAUUGUACAAGGGUUUGGUCCCCAAUUCUGUGAAGGUAGUUCCAUCUAUAGCAAUUGCAUUUGUGACAUACGAGGCGGUGAAGGACAUUCUGGGAGUUGAGAUCAGAAUAUCAGACUGAAGUGUGCUAAUUAUUGAAGAAAUAUUCUCUUUAUUGUAGGUAAGGGGACGGAGAGAGGUAAACUAGGGGUAAUUUUUUCCUUCUCGUUUCUCCAAUAAUGAGUUAGAAGCAUGCUGAAGUCUGUUUAUAAAUGGUUUUCCCGUGUUUUCCUAUCUAUGUUUCCUUCUGGAUAUUCUUUAGCUUUGGCUUCUUAUUGAUAUGCCAAGUCAAAUAAAUGUUUUGACAAUGCAAGAACGCAUUUGCAUGCCCUUCCAUAAUAACACAGAACGCUUUCCUCCAUGUAUAUUUUUACUGUGGUUCAUUCCUGAGCUCUCUCUCUCUCACUCCACAUGCGCAGAGAUCGUUUGUUUAAUUGGGGAUGAAGUUGAAGGCAGAAUCUAUCUUUACGAUAACAGAAUUACAGAGAAAAUUACGGAGAUAAAUAAUGCCCUAUUCCCAAAAGGUUUCAGUAUAUUUUGUGAUUUUAUCUUGUGGGUUUGAAUUACCUAAAGGAUGGGAUUAGAGGUGUCCCGAAAUAUUAACUCAUUUUUUCACAUUUGUCACACUACAUCAUUAUAUAUUAUAUAGGUAUUUGAUGAGAAAAGAAAGAGAACGGAAACUAAGAACUGUUUUGUGGUUUGCUUUUCCCAGUAGUCGAUUAUGAGAACAUGAUAUGCAUGGUAACAUUGUUCUCAGCAACUGUAAGAUAUACAUUUUUGCUUCUUUUUCUAAAUUAUUC
This is a messenger RNA of Juglans regia (Persian walnut), 2070 nucleotides long. Its product is annotated as mitochondrial adenine nucleotide transporter ADNT1. Gene Ontology annotation, biological process: transmembrane transport. The coding region runs from base 291 to 1352 and encodes 353 amino acids. The record is from RefSeq and is a predicted model, not a curated record. NCBI's taxonomy places the organism in Eukaryota, Viridiplantae, Streptophyta, Magnoliopsida, Fagales, Juglandaceae. The transcript is spliced from 8 exons.